This is a messenger RNA of Seminavis robusta, 2658 nucleotides long. The record is from the annotation of a GenBank genome assembly. Lineage: Eukaryota; Bacillariophyta; Bacillariophyceae; Naviculales; Naviculaceae.
AUGAACAAAGAAAGUGAAGUUCACCAGAACUCUGAGAAGGGCCCAAACAAUUUGGAUGGAGCUAGCAGCGGUACCGGUACAGCGGGAUCCAUCCCAAAGAGUGCUAAUGGAAAAGAUGAGUGCAUGAAAAGCAUCCCCUACGAAACCCAAACUGCUGCCAUGAUACCUCCUGCUAUUGUUCAACGAAUGGUCGGGAAUAGUUUUGGCACCUCUGUGGACUCAAAAUUCAUUGAUAGAAAAGUGGGGGUCAUAAAGGAAAGGAAUUAUUCCCCUACAAUUCGACAUAACGAUGACGAAGAAGCGCCUGCUGCAGAAAUUAAUUUUUCUGUUCAGCCUCGAACUCAGCCUGAGGCCGGAAAUAAUGUUGGCACUGCUGUGGACUCAAAAUUCAUUGAUAGAGAAGUGAGGGUGAUAAUGGAAAAGAAUAGUUGCAUUACCCUUCCACAGAACAAAGAAGCCCCUGCUGCAGAAGUUAAUUUUUCUGUUCAGCCACGACCUCAGCCUGAGGUUGGAAAUGAUUUUGGCACUGCUGUGGACUCAAAAUUCAUUGAUAGAGAAGUGGGUGCGAUAAAGGAAAAGCAUUGUUGCCCUGCAAUUCCACAGAACAGCGAAGUGCCUGCUGCAGAUAAUAAUUCUUCUGUUCAGCCGCGACCUCAGCCUGGCGCCUACAAUGUUAGAGGGCCAGCAAUGGCGGUGCCAUCCGAACUGGAAUCAGGACAUGCCAAUGAUGAAUCCGUACACCAAGAUGCAAGUUCCAACGCACCAUGGGAUUUUUUGGGAGGAGUCCGAACUAUGAACAACAGCUCCACCCAACUGGAAGCAAGCAAGGAUCUGGCCCGGGCCAAACCAGUCCAAAGCGAGCAGUUCAAUGUUGGUGAUUUACCCCAAGCAGAGAUAGUUGACCAUGUAGAAUUGGAGAAGCAAGAGUCUAAGCAACUGCAACACAAGCAGGAAUGGAAUCAACGAGUGAUUGGCUUUGCCAUUUUUGCAUUGGCUUGCUUGUCGCUUGGACUCAUACUUGGACUCCUUCUUAGAAAGAGCGGAGAAGCUCUCAUUAUAGUUUCGCCAACUGUUGCUCCAUCAAUACCACCAACAGGCACUCCAUCUAGUGCCCCAACAAGAGCAUUGGAUGCACUGCUACAAGAUCUUCCAGACUCAACGCUUCAGAGACUGGAUAACAUUUCAACUUCCCAGUGGCAAGCCGUGGAUUGGCUCUCAAGGCAUCCGGAUUUGCCAAAUAUGGAAACAUGGAGACAGAUUCAACUGUUUGCCUUGGCAAACUUCUAUUAUGCAUUUGAGGGUCCAAAUUGGCGCGAAGUGAUUCGAAACAGGUGGAUGCUCUAUGACACAUCAGAAUGUUUCUGGUUCUCCAGUGCCUAUGGAAAAUUCAGUGAUGAUGGACCAAACUAUAUCGAUGAGAUACGAAACGAUGUCGACCCUUGCAAUGACCAAGGCAGAAUCCAAACUCUCAUCCUUGAUGAUUUGGAGCUCGCUGGCUUCCGACCAUACAUUCCCCUGGAAAUUGAACUGUUGUCAUCAUUGUCAUACCUUGCACUACGCCGAAAUGGCAUUAAUGCUACCUUAUCCAGCUUGAUGCCAUCAUCUAUCUACCAAAUGCCAAAUCUUACUUUUCUUGCUUUGAACAACAACGAGAUGAUGAGUGGACGAAUUCCAAGUGAGUUGGGCAUGCUAACAACUCUGAAGGAACUAAAACUCGAUGACUGCUCUCUGUCUGGAACUCUCCCAAGCGAGUUGGGGUCUCUAACAAACCUCAUUGAAAUCGAACUUCAACGAAACAAGAACCUAGAAGGACCCAUUCCCAGCGAGUAUGGCAUGAUGAAUAGUCUUAUGGACUUGAGUAUGAACCAGAACAAAUUAUCAGGAUCCCUGCCAAGUGAACUUUUCCAAAUGUCAAGUCUGGCAGAACUUGAUCUUGUAAAAAAUAAGUUCACUGGAACCCUUCCAGCUGAGCUGGGUUUGCUGACAGGGAUAACUGACCUGAGGGCGCGCAUUAAUGAGUUCUCGGGUACCAUACCCAGUGAACUAGGGGUUCUGACCAGGCUUUCAAGGUUAAACCUUGGUGGCAACAGUCUUGAAGGAACAAUCCCAUCAGAGAUUGGGAACCUCGCAAACAUGGAAAAACUCUAUUUUGAAGGAACAUCCCUCUCUGGUCCAAUUCCAUCCGAAUGUGGAUUGAUGGUGCAUGCUACACGCUUCUAUGUAGACGAAAACCAUCUUUCUGUGAUUCCAAGGGAGUUCUGGCAGAUGACAAACAUGGAGAAGUUAAGGCUACAAAAGAACUUGUUCAGUGGACCCUUGCCAUCUGAGAUUGGAGACUUGAGGAGGAUUAAAGAAGUGGAAGCCUAUGGCAACUUUUUCUCGGGGGCUCUUCCGAGCGAACUAGCUCUCCUGACCAGCAUGACUGCAUUGCUCCUGCAUGGAAAUCAACUUUCUGGAUCUAUCCCUUUUGAGCUGUCCAUGUUGGCAUCAAACGGUUCGCUGGAACUUUUGACUUUGAGUGGAAAUCCUCUCUCAGGGAUUGUGCCGGAAGAGCUAUGUGCUUUGGGCCAAUACAACACUACCACAAAAGAUCCCGUUGGCCUUGACUUUGAUUGUGGUGGCCUCCUUUGUGGAUGUGGCUGGUGCCGCUGUGGGUGA